Messenger RNA from Marchantia polymorpha subsp. ruderalis, 1593 nucleotides. The record is from the annotation of a GenBank genome assembly. Lineage: Eukaryota; Viridiplantae; Streptophyta; Marchantiopsida; Marchantiales; Marchantiaceae.
AGGACCACAGAUAGUGUCAAAUUAGUGACAUGUUCUCGGGGGAUUAUUCCCACUCCGAAUUGGAGAUUUCUUCUGCAGACAGGUGUUGUUAACGCUGAAAUCUCCCAGCAGCGGGUGGAAUGGAGACCUAACAUAAGAUAGUCUGGUCUGAUGGUGUCGAGUUGCUAGCUGCUGAUGUAUAGAUAAGGUUUCGCAAGAGGGAACUCCGAUAUGGAAGUUACCGGUAAGCAGUGCUGGAGAUUUCUCGGGCUUUCCAGUUGGGUGUACUAGGUACACAUUUUAAGGGUAUGGAAAUGUAGGACCUUAAUGGAGCACAGAUACUCAUAUGGAGACCACCCGGCAACGAAAGGACCGCGAGUGAUAACCAUCGCAGCCGGUGGCCAAAACGGACACCGAUAUUGACAGCUUCUCACAAAUUAAUCUACCAGCUUUGUAACAGUUUUCGCCACGAUUACGAAAGACACGUCUUUCGUCGGCUUCAACCUGACCAAAUCUGGAUACGUAAUGUAAAAUGCCUAGCCUAGUUUGUGGGCACUGCUGACCACAAACAGGUAACAUGUUGUAAACAAGAUGAGUGAAUUGCGCAGCUGUCCAUCCGUGUGAUGAAAGCCCAGCGAAUCAACUAAACACAAUCCUGGCACCUUCGGUGGAUGUAAGGUGGAGAGACCAAUCUGGCAACGCUAUCGGGAGAAACUUCCUAUCGGCAGAAUCACUUCUAACUGGGAAAUGAACUUUGAUCCAUGCUCCGCACCCACUUCGAUGACAACUUCAAAUUCGGCUGCGGCCGCAACGUCCAGUCGCAAACAUUGUCAAGUAUAAUCUCUGUAAACAUCGAGAAACUUCAGAAUGAUCUACCCGUCAGUCUCGGAUAUUGAGAUAGAACCUGGAGCCCAAGAAAAAAGGGCGAUGGUGAAGCUCCUGCUUUCAGCACUCAGCCUCAGUCCAGAAAGGAGAUCUGCUCGAUGUGAGAAAGCUAGGGAGUGUAGUAGUACAUAAAUGGAGGAGAGAGCAGAGGAGAAUGCGAAUGAGCGGCGCCUCCAUUCUCGAAGUUUGGCUCGAUGAUCCGAUCGCCCUAAAAUGUCCAGACCAGAGGCUUACCAUGUCUUCAUUCAACUCAGUACGGUUCAUUGCAGUACCACUCUACGGUGCAUGGUUGCAGAACGAGAUCGGGAAGGGGAGUCCCGAUUAUGGCUUGCCGUCUUCCGGACGCUGGUCGCCCCUUACGGCUGAUAAAGUGCGUCUUCGCAGAACGAACGGACGUCCGGAAGGGCAGUCGUCAGAUCCCGGGCGCUGGUCUGGCAAUUGGGAUCUGACAAAGACUAGAUCUGGCUAACCGCUAACCAGCUGACUUUGUUGCAUUAGUGCAUUUGUAGUACGAGAGUUCUAGUCCAUACGGGUUCUCACUAUCUUUAGUUUGUUAAAGUUAUUUUGGAAUAAGUGUAUGCAUUGAUCAGCAUGAAAAAAUCAUUUAUGCAAUAUGUAGAGUAUAUAUCAUUUUGUUCCAAAUUUUAGUUGGGAUAAAUAUAAAGAAAUUCCUCGACAUAUGUCCCAUUGUGAUCAUCUGUGGACCUAGUUUCAUCUAUCCGCUUGCAA